GGUGAAAGCUGCAUUACGAAAUAUCCACGGGAGUCUUUGGAUUCAACGCGGCAACGUCGAAUUACUGCCAACCGAGAACUACCCUACUAACAAAUAAUUCGACGACUACCCGAAUUAAUUGACCGCCCUUCUUACCAAAAUGCCGACUCCUGAAUCCGAAGCUUUCUUGGCGAAGAAGCCGACCGUUCCUCCGACCUUCGAUGGUGUCGAUUACGAUGACAACAGGCGAUUGAAGCAGGCGCAAGACGCUAUUAUCAGGGAGCAAUGGGUGCAAGUCAUGAUGGGCCGACUAGUACGAGAGGAGUUGAACAAGUGCUACUACCGUGAAGGUGUUAACCACCUGGAGAAGUGUGGUCAUUUGAGAGAAAAAUACCUCCAGAUGCUCAAGGACCACCGAGUACGAGGCUAUCUAUUCGAGCAACAAAACUAUAUCACCAAGAAAUAAAAGACAGAGAAGGCAAAGAUCGUAUAUGGGAAGUAUCGAGACUACCGGUGACAUUCGUUGCGAUACGAUUGAGUUGCACAGGAUGCGAGAACUAUCAUAUAGCUCUAUUCACGAAGCCUAGACAGGCGCAAUAACGACAACCCCUACGCACUCACAUAUGUGUAUUGUACAUAACUUAGUAUUCAAUGUACCAAUACGAAUCACAACCAAAUUCACACGCCUUAUGUAUCUAAUUAAAAAUGUGUGAAUUGUCUGCUUAAUACUUAG
This is a messenger RNA of Hypoxylon trugodes, 712 nucleotides long. Its product is annotated as NADH-ubiquinone oxidoreductase. The coding region runs from base 140 to 445 and encodes 101 amino acids. Lineage: Eukaryota; Fungi; Ascomycota; Sordariomycetes; Xylariales; Hypoxylaceae. The transcript has 2 exons. The record is from RefSeq and is a predicted model, not a curated record.